This is a messenger RNA of Aphanomyces invadans, 2677 nucleotides long. RefSeq lists its product as hypothetical. Lineage: Eukaryota; Oomycota; Saprolegniomycetes; Saprolegniales; Verrucalvaceae. Gene Ontology annotation, cellular component: cytosol. The record is from RefSeq and is a predicted model, not a curated record. The coding region runs from base 22 to 1743 and encodes 573 amino acids. The transcript has 15 exons.
CGCGAGACCACGGAGGAAGAGAUGGCGCCGCCGCCGUUGAUGCAGAAGACUGGUCGAAAAGUGCUGGACCGCAAUGGCCGCGUCGUGGAUGAGAUGAAGGAAGACUCGAUCUUCGUUCGGCUGCACGAUCCAAACAACAUGGAUCGUGCGACGAAUCCAUAUCAACCUAUCUUGCGGUCGAACUUUCGUCUGAAGACGAUCAAUCGGUUGUUCCAGUGCCAUGCCCAUUACAUCAAGGACCAAUUUGAAAAUGUGCUGUGGCCCAAGCAGUGGCUUCUCGAAGUUCGCCCAGCACAGCCUGGCGCGCCGUGGUGCUAUGACAUCGUGGCCAAAAACGAACCCGAACCCGUCGACGACGCUCUUGACCCUCGGUAUGAAGGUGAGACCGUCGUCAAAAUUGCCAACGUGCCCAAGGAGGUGCAAGAGAAAGACCUCCGCGCGUGGCUUAUUGCCGGCUUGGUGCAAGAAUACGAACCCAUCCUCGACGCCAAGUUCGACAUCGCCGUGUUAACCAAGAAACUGGACUUGCUGAAGCAACGGCGUGACGAGGUCCCGAUGAUGAUUUUGGAUGGCAAGCCAAACGAACAGACGGAGACGCGGCAAAAGCUCGCCGCUGCCAUGGCGACUCAAAUCACAGCCCUGGACGACCAACUCGCCAAAGCCACCAAGAAACUCGGUCGUCGCACACGCCUCGUCGAGUCCGAGCCCAUCGAACUGAGUUUUCUCAAGGACGGGACGGAACAUCGAUUCGUGGACACUGACGUCGAAAAUGACAAGGAAAAGCUCAACUGGUUUGCCGACUUCAAGAGUCUGCGCGGCCCCGAGCUGGCACUGCUGGCGAUCGAGAAACCCGACUGGGGGAGCCUUCGACUUAGCACGACGCGCCCUGAUCCGACAGUCACCAUGGACGAACUCGACGACCCCACGCAUGAAGUGAACAUGCGCAUGGUGCGCGUCACUCGCGUCAAGCAUGGUGUCGGAGACCUGUUUGUGUCGGCUGCGCUCCCGACAGACGAUGACUUUCACUUCAGCUCGAUCGAUGCCAUGUAUUCCGGCCACUGGGUGAACGGGCUCAAGCACGACCAGCACGGGAUCGAGUACACCAACUACGGCGUGUACUCUGGCGCGUUUGUGUACAACGUGCGCGAUGGCCACGGGCAACUCGUGUACGGCAAAGGCGACAAGUACGUUGGGAAUUUUGACGUGCCGCGAUCGCGGUACUCGUUUCACAGCCACGACCCGUACCCGAAAUCGCUCUUGCCGGCGCAGUUUCAAGACGGCGUGCCCCACGGCCAAGGCACGUGGCAGUUUGCUGAUGGCGCCACGUACGAAGGCAUGAUGGUCGACGGUCGAAUCUGCGGACAGGGUCGGUAUGUGUCGUCCACGGGCGUGGUGGAAGAAGGCGAGUUUCUCGACGGGCAACUGCAUGGCGAAGGCUUUCGAGAGGAGCCCAACGGCCACGUCGAGGAAGGCAUGUUCGUGCACGGCGUCUUGGAUGGAUUUGGAACCCAACGGACCAAGCACCAGGACGUGUACGAAGGGAGCUUUGAGUCGGGCGUCAAGACGGGUCGCGGCGUGCUUCGAUUGCACGAGCGCGAUGCGACAUUGCGGGGAUUCUGGGCCGACGAUCUGCCUUCUGGACGAGGAGACUUGAUCUACUCCGUACCCGAGUCGCAUCGCCGAGUCACGGCACGGGUACGUUGGCAUGCCAUCGUGAUGCAUCGUGGAUGGCGCUCUGCCUGAAGGCUCUUGGACAAGAUCCCGCCACGCGUCGACGAAACCAGGUCCGAGAAGCCAGCAGCGCCUCGUCGGACAGCGCUCCACGUCCUUUGUCGGCCGAGUUUUGGUACGAAGGGUCGUUCAGCGAAGGCAAAGUGAAGGGACGGCACCGCCAUGUUGAUGUGGACAAGGUCGCCAUCGGCCACGUUCCGUUCACGACGUACGGCAAGAGCCUAACGCACAUGCCGUUUCCCACCACGGUGGCGGCCAAGAUGGCAAAGCAGAGCCGCCGCCACAUCAAAAACCUGCACCGGCGUCGAGCGCGAGAGGCUGUGUACCUGGCAGACGCGGAGACGACCAACCUGCGCUUGUACUACACCCUCCUCGACGAAUUUUACGAAGCGUGGGCGGACCAUGUCCAGGCAGCUUCGGCCAACUACCACGACAUCGAGGGCGAGACGGAAGAAGCCCGAGAGAAGCGGCGCCAACAAGUGCUCAAGUCGCAUAAACCACCAAAGCGGCUGCAGGAUUUCCCCGCGUUGGUGAAACGAGUGCCGCUCCAGACCAAGGACGCGCUCGCGCUGGCAUUCGCGGCCCUCGGCAAACCAACCGCGUCCAACGCCGCCACGACAACUUAAGCAUGAUCAUCCCGCAGCUGUGUCACGUAAAAGCAAAGGUCCGCAGGCUCCCCCACCGCCGUGGAAAGCAGCUGUGCUACACGCUCGCGGAAGGCGGAGCUUGGCCGAGUCGUCGAGAAUGUCCUGUACAUCUCGUUUCCAAUCGACCCCAACAUCCAGAUCCAUGAGUACGCACGGCGACAUCCAACAAUAUCCACCGCUUGCCGCGUUGCACAUUGCCUAGAGCUCGAUGCCGCACUGCCACCACUACCUUUCCGGCAUCUUCGUUGCUGUGGUUACGAGCCCAUGCCUAGCGCACAAUUGCAACACCUCUACCACGC